AUGUCUCUUCAGCAGACUACCCCUUACAUUGUCGACGGCAAGGGCCACCUUCUCGGUCGCCUCGCCUCGAUCAUUGCCAAGCAGAUCCUCUCUGGCCAGAAGGUGACCGUUGUGCGUGCUGAGCUCGUCAACGUUUCGGGCAACUUCUUCCGGAACAAGCUCAAGUACCUUGCCUUCAUGCACAAGCGUCACCUGGUGAACCCGAAGAAGAACGGUCCCUUCCACCACCGCGCUCCUUCGCGCAUCCUCCACCGCGCCAUCCGCGGUAUGGUUCCCCACAAGACCGCCCGCGGUGCCGCUGCGAUGCAGCGCCUCAAGAUCUACGAGGGUGUUCCUCCCCCGUACGACCGCAAGAAGAAGCUCGUCAUCCCCGACGCGCUCCGUGUGCUCCGCCUGAAGCCCGGUCGCAAGUACGCCACCCUUAACCGUAUCUCGAGCGAGGUCGGCUGGAAGUACGGUGAGGUGGUCGACAAGCUCGAGGCCAAGCGCGUGGUCAAGCAGCAGGCCUUCCACGACCGCAAGGUCGCCGCUACCAAGCGCCGCGCUGCCGCUGCCACUGCCGCUGCCAGCCAGCUGGAGCCCAUCAACAAGCAGCUCGAGCAGUUCGGGUACUAA
Molecule: messenger RNA, 615 nt
Organism: Malassezia japonica
Lineage: Eukaryota; Fungi; Basidiomycota; Malasseziomycetes; Malasseziales; Malasseziaceae
Gene: RPL16A
Product: 60S ribosomal protein L16A
Exons: 2
Coding region: 1-615 (204 amino acids)
Biological process (GO): translation; negative regulation of translation
Cellular component (GO): cytosolic large ribosomal subunit; ribosome
Molecular function (GO): structural constituent of ribosome; mRNA binding
Source: RefSeq, a predicted model, not a curated record